GACUACCACUCCAGCAUCAUGCCCUUGCACGGUUUUGUGUACACUCGCGCGUUGAUCUUUUUGCUGGGAACCAUGGGACCUACUCGGAGUUUUGUCAAGAACGUCAACAGCCCGUUUGUCUAUGCCCAAUCCGUCCUGGGGGCGGCUCUGAUUUCGGUGAGCCACUGCCGGGGUUUGUGGCCUGUCCCAACGUAUCUGGUCUUAGUCCACGGAUUGGGUAAGUUGAGUCUACGGGUGCAAGAAAAGUACCAGUCAUGCCGGUAUGUCAACGGUUCCCAUCCACAC
Messenger RNA from Aspergillus homomorphus CBS 101889, 285 nucleotides. RefSeq lists its product as uncharacterized. Lineage: Eukaryota; Fungi; Ascomycota; Eurotiomycetes; Eurotiales; Aspergillaceae. The annotation marks the transcript as partial. The record is from RefSeq and is a predicted model, not a curated record. The transcript has a single exon.